Exophiala mesophila is the source of this 210-nucleotide messenger RNA. RefSeq lists its product as uncharacterized. The record is from RefSeq and is a predicted model, not a curated record. The transcript is spliced from 2 exons. Bases 1 to 210 code for a protein of 69 amino acids. Lineage: Eukaryota; Fungi; Ascomycota; Eurotiomycetes; Chaetothyriales; Herpotrichiellaceae.
AUGUCUGCACCAAACGCUGGACGUCAAUCCCCACCGCCAGAGAGCCAGACUGGUGCUCAGCAGCAAGAACAUCCAGGACAACCUGGAAGCGGAAAGCUUGACAACUCCAAGGACAAAGACCAAGGCAAAGGUGACCAAACUGCCGGUCUCGAGAGUAAUCCCAAGCACCCCCUCGCCGAUGCAGCUGCAGAAAAGACAUCGAAAAAGUGA